CCAACUUAUGAGGAAAUGCUGGCCGAUGUGCGCUUACCAUAGGAUUUUCUAUACUGUAAUACCUCAAAACGCGAAUGAGCAUCGACCGUGAACGUUGACGAGGAAUAAUUGCAGCGCUGAAGGCAACUCACAGUUUUUUCGGUAUUUCAUUCUACCACAAAGCCCUUCCAACUUAAAGUCGAACACGGUGCGCCUGUGAGAAGCUAAAUUGUCGAAAAUGUUGUCGCAAUUACAACAAAACAACGUAGCUCUACUAGCGUAAACAGCAAAACGCAGAAAGCGAAAUAAUUAAAUAAUUUUCGUUGAAUAACGGUUCCGCAGUGAAGUUGCAGAACAGCCAUUAGAGAGGACGAGGAAAGCAUUACAGCGUGAAACUUGCUGAAAAUACGAGCAGCCACAUCAAAUCGGUCCAUCAGCAGUGCCUGUCAUUCGCUAACGGCAUCAUCAUCACGGCAAAAAAAAAACAGUACCGAACUUCAGCCAAGAACAACAAACAAACAAGCGAACCAACAAAAGCGCGUCGUCAGCAGAAGUAAUAACGCUUGACACUGCUUGCCGCUCUGCUCUCAGCAGCUAUAUACGAACCGACACGGAUGCGUGCAAAAUUGUUCGAGUGCUUCGUAUUGAUUUAACGUUGUUUGCUAAGCGAAAAGUACGCAGAAAUACAAAUAAAACAAAAGAAGCGCAUAAGUAGAAAGUUAUAAUUAAAAUAAUAAUGCUACAACAAAUACAACUACCAACACUAAUGCAGUAGAAAAGUGCUCUCAAUACAAAAAUAAAAAAACUAAAGUUUCGCUCUCGUGUUUUUGAGCGAAAAAAGUAAUAACAACGAAUAGCAAAUCAUCAGCUGAGUCGUGAAAGAGCGUGGCAUAGAAACGGAAAUCGAGACUAUAAUUCAAAAGAUAAAACAAAAAACAACAAAUUAAAGACGCGACUUUCGCUGUCAUUCUGCUGAUACUCAACAGACCCGUUAAACAAAUAAAAGUAGCACAAAAUGCCGCCAAACACGAAUACGAACACCGAAGAGCAGCUGCCGGAAGAGUCGACGCAAAGUCUGGAACCGGCCGAUCAGAAAGUUGAAGAGACCACGCAGCGUGAGGUGUUCCGUGAGCUCGCGCAAAAACAGGCGGAACAACAGCAGGCGGAAAGUCAAAAAAUGUUCACCACUUUGACACCCAAAACCACAACAGAGGCCGAAGAGGAACCCACCACAACAACUGCGUCUACCAUCCAGAAAAUCGGACAUGCCGGCGAAGUGGUCACCGAAGUGAUUGCCGAGAAGACCGGUCUACCCACAUGGGGCGUGGUGGCAAUUAUUAUACUGGUAUUCCUCGUCGUCUUUGGUAUACUCUUCUUUUGUGUACGUCGUUUCUUAAAGAAGCGACGAACCAAAGAUGGUAAGGGUAAGAAGGGUGUCGAUAUGAAAUCGGUACAAUUAUUAGGAUCGGCGUAUAAAGAGAAAGUUCAGCCUGAUAUGGAGGAACUCACCGAAAAUGCUGAAGAAGGCGAUGAGGAGGAUAAACAAAGCGAGCAAAAAUUAGGAAGACUGAAUUUUAAGCUCGAAUAUGACUUCAACUCGAACAGCUUAGCGGUCACCGUUAUACAAGCCGAAGAAUUGCCCGCGCUUGAUAUGGGCGGCACAUCAGAUCCUUACGUUAAGGUCUAUUUGCUACCCGACAAGAAGAAGAAGUUCGAAACCAAAGUGCAUCGCAAAACACUGAACCCGGUCUUCAAUGAAACCUUCACAUUUAAGAGCUUGCCCUAUGCCGAUGCCAUGAACAAGACGCUCGUAUUUGCCAUAUUCGAUUUCGAUCGUUUCUCCAAGCAUGACCAAAUCGGCGAGGUGAAGGUGCCACUCUGCACUAUUGACUUGGCGCAAACCAUCGAGGAAUGGCGAGACUUGGUCAGCGUUGAAGGUGAAGGCGGACAGGAAAAGCUUGGCGACAUCUGCUUCUCACUGCGUUAUGUACCAACCGCUGGCAAGCUAACUGUGGUCAUCUUGGAAGCAAAGAACUUGAAGAAGAUGGACGUCGGCGGAUUGUCUGAUCCAUAUGUGAAAAUUGCAAUCAUGCAAAAUGGAAAACGUUUGAAAAAGAAGAAGACAAGUAUCAAAAAAUGCACCCUCAACCCUUACUAUAAUGAGUCGUUCUCAUUUGAAGUACCAUUUGAACAAAUACAAAAAAUCUGUCUCGUCGUUACUGUUGUGGAUUACGAUCGUAUCGGUACAUCUGAGCCGAUUGGACGCUGCAUACUCGGCUGUAUGGCUACCGGCACCGAAUUGCGGCAUUGGUCCGAUAUGUUGGCCUCACCACGACGACCGAUUGCCCAAUGGCACACAUUGAAGGAUCCCGAAGAAACCGAUGAAAUACUGAAGAAUAUGAAGUAAAGUGACGGGGGCGGUUUAUGUAGAAAGUACUAAGUAGGAGGUGUGAAGAAUGUGAGACGUGAAGAUCAAGUUGUUCAUCAAUACAAUGAAUUCAUGUAGUAAACGCAAAAUAAAUCAACUAACAUAUUUACAUACUCACUAUGUAAUAGUUACCCGAACCGUACCGUACCGCAAAUGAAUGCUAGAGAUGAUAGUCUAACAUAACAAAUAUAAAUUAAAAUGCCGUCAACAACAAGAAAAAACAACAGCAACAACAACAAAACAAAAUAAAUCAAACACAUAAUAUACAACAAAUUACCGAACAACCGAACAACAACAACAGGCAAACCGCUCAUCAUUAGUUCCACAUAGAAAAAGUAUAAGUCUUUGAAGAAGAAACGUCUUAUUCGCAUAAAAAUAUACAUACAUACAUCCUAUAUAUAUAUUCAUAUAUAUAUAUAUAUAUAUAUGUACAUGAACAAAAAUAAUUUAAUUCUUUGUUAGUCCUCGACUCCGACCUCGAAACCAACAAUCAAACACACCGCGUUAAAACUAACUAGAGAAAUUUCUAAAAUGUAAUGAAAAUGGUAACAAAUUGAAAUAAAUAUAACAGGCGGUGUAAAUACAGCAUUAUGCCUGUGCAACGGUUCGCUGUAAAAUGCAGCUUUGGCAUUCAAAAUGGCCGCGGUGAGGCGAGUCGGUUAUGAAAACAAACCAAACGCAAGAACUACUCUUAGACAAAUAUUUAAAUAAUUACGAAAAUCACAUGCAUGCAUAUAUGCAGAAAUAUGUGUGUGUAUGUAGUUAUGUAUAUGAAAAACCAAAAACCAAAAACAAAACUCUGUAACUGUUGACUUCCUGUUAAAAUGUUUAUAUGAAAUCAUAUGCAAUGAAUUAAGACGCAUUGCAUUGUACUCUACUGUAUUGCAUCGUCUAGUAUAUAUUGUGACCGUAUUGUACUAUAUGCAUAAUUAUAUAUACAUAUUUAUAUAUAUAUAUAGAUAUUGAGAUGCCUCCAUUGUAUCUACGUAUGCUCUUUCCAAAGUUGUUUGUUUUCUGCUUUCAGCUCGAUUCUUUAGAAAGGAAGCACUUUUUUCACAAUAUUAUAUUUGUUUCAUAAUUUGUAUGUAUUGUAUUUAAGUAUUGAGGGCGAUGUUUCAAAUGUUAAAACUAAAUUUACCGAAACAUGCUAAUUAAAAAUACAAAAAAAAAAAUAAGUAUGAAAGUAAAAAUGAAACCUUUAAACCCAAACCAAAAGAGUAUAAAUUAAAAGAUGCAAACAUUAAAUAAAAGAUUUUCAAUUUCUUAAUACUGUUUGCCAUUUUUGUCAUUAUUCCAAUUGUAAUGUAAAUUGUAUUUAAAUUUUAAUUAAAUAAUAAAGUUGUUGAACAUUUACGCCAUAAGCAAAUUAUGAAUUUUUCAAUUCAAAGCGAUUAAAAAUACUAAAACUAAUAUUUACGCAGCAAAAAUAAUACAAAAAAAAACACUGACGCAUGGGAUGUUACAUUUAAUUUCGUGUAAGAUAAUGCUCUAAAGACGCUCAUUGUAGAACACAAAAAAUAAAAACUUGCAUACAUAAUUGGGGUUUCUGGCAACCAAAUUUUUUUAUAGAGAGGAAAUUUUUCCACUAUUACAGCAACACAAAAAUAAAACUGGGUUUGUGAACGGAAUUCUUGAGCAUUAACUUAAAUUUCAGAACAUGACAAAAUCUUUUUAAUUUUGGCACACUUUUGCGCCCUUUCUAACGAUCGAGAGAUCUCUCUCAUGACAAAAGUUUCGAAACAAAAAGCUUUUGGAUAAAAUUACAAAAUCUCAAAAGGAGUCUGACAAACUUUUCCACAAAUCUCAUUCGUGCAGUUUUUUUUUUAACCAGUUUCCUCUUCAUACCAAGCAAAGUAGUGAUUUUCACAUGCUUUCUUUGUCCAAUAAGUAAGCUUAAGAGAUUUGGUCUUUGAAUUAAAGCAACGUUUUAAACUUUUACUUCCGCUACAGUUAUGAGUACGCACAAAAUGUAUCUACUUUAUAAGCAGUUGCAAUCGAUAAAGUCAGACUUUUCUUAAAGAAAAUGAAUGAAUGGCAUUUCUUAAAGAGUGUGCAUAGCAGUAAUGUUGCAAAUAACAAUUUUCAAUGUUACACAGCGCAUUGCGGAUAAUAAAUCUAACUCCAGUGCCCCGAAAUUCGCAAAACAGCUGGUAAAAAUAUUCUCCAGCCAAAACCCCAAUUAUUGUCCUAUGCUUGAAUAUAUUUGUACAGCUCAUUUAUGUCCAUAUUCAUCAUUACUUACUUACUUCUGUACCAUAAAUAUUUAAAUUUUUUUUUCAUAAAACACACCAAAAUAAAGUUAAAUUUUAACCGUUAUGUUUAAGUAAGCAUCAAUUUACUUUGAAUGCAUCAACACACCAGCAUAUGUAUGUGCAUAGCAUGAUUGCAUUUCGUAUAUGUUUGUAUGGCUAUGUAAGUGUAAUCUAUAUAGAAAAAUUACUAAUUACAAUUAAUUAAUAAAUUAAAUUUAAAAAAAUAUUUAAUGAAUCAAGUUAAAAUAAAUAAAUUGUAGAAAGUUUAACUUCACGCGUGAUUGCAAAAAGCAAAUAUCAUCGGUUCUUGGAAGCCAACAAAACAAUAAUUUAAAUACUUAUAUAUAUUGAGACGGCAUAAUAUUAGUAAUUACAUACAAAUGUACAAGAAAGUUUUUAUGUAUUGUGUGACAGCAUUUCAAUUACACAUAUAAUUUUUCGAAAUUGGCUAUUGGUCGGUCAUCGAUUAAGACAUUGUUUAUAACUAGUUUAAGUGUCUUUUUUUAAUUUUGAAAUAUUUUUGUUUAAGAAUAGCGUAAUAUGUAUAUAUAUAUAUUUCUUUUUUAGCGUGUGUAGGCCUAAUUUUACUACUAGUCUACUUUAAUAUUUAAUUUUAUAUUUUCUAUUUUGUUUUCUUUUUUUUGGAUUGAGUUCAGCUCAAUUUAUUAAUGACUUGUCAAUUUCAUUUUCAACUUUUCACCUUUUGCUUUCCGCUGAGUUUAUCUCAAUUAAUUUCAGUAAUGUCUUGUCACUUUCAUUUUUACCUUUUCACCACACUGACGCGUUAAUCGAUAUUUGAGAGAUGUGCUUUUGUGGCAUGCUGCUUUUAUUUACUUAUGUAAAAAUCGUUGGAGUUUAUAUUUAAUAAAUAUAUAUACACGCAUAUAUAUAUAAAUAUAUAUAUACAAAUAAUAAUAGAUAUUUAGAAUUUGAAAACUCAUAUUUAAUACUACAAUUAAAAUAUUUAAAGACAUAUUAAGAACAAUAAUAGUUAUUACUGCUAAUUUAUACUAUAUUAAGGAUAAAUGGUUAAGGCAGACAACUCAGCAUGCAGAGAAUUAAACAAAAACAAAAUACAAGUAUAUGUUAUUUCAAUGGUAACAAAACAAGCAUAAAAACGAACAUAACUAAACUUAUUUUAAGUGACAAAAAGAAAUGCAACAACAAAUAUCAUUGUUAUGAAGAAGAUACCACUAUUGAUUUUUAAACUAAAUAGAACAUUAAUAAUGAAGAUAUGUAUAUGUUUUUGUCUUGUAAAAAUAUAGUUAAGGUCUACACACAAACUCGUACCGAAACUAAACAUACUGUUAAAUGGCAACACACACAAAUAAUGGAACACUGAAAGCAGUUACACUGACAUACAUAAAAAACGGCAAUAUAUUGUUGCUGCAAAUUUUAAGAUAACUUUAAUUUCGCAUAGCAAAGUUUGAAUAUUGAGAACGGCUGUACCGUUCUAAGCGCCAUUUGUCGAGUAGAAUGCUGGGGCGAUGAUACAUGAUGAUGAUAUGCACGAAAAAACUGUAGGCGGUGUAAAAAUGAAUAAAAAAUUGCUAUGAAAAGUUAAACUAAACAAAAUUAGAUUACACAUAGUUGCACUAUACAAACAUAUAUUAUACAUAUUAAAUAAUAAAAACAAAAAUUAGAGAUAAAUAAACAUAUAUAUAUAUAUAUAUAAACAAUACCUAUAUACCACAAAACAAAGACAAAAACUAAAGCGACACUAUUUAAUAAUAAUAAUAAAAGAAGAUUGUUAAUUUUGAUUACAAUGAGGCAUACAUAUUAUUAACAAUUACAUACAUAAAUACGAGUAUAAUAAAAAUUGCAAGUGAAAAUAAAAGAUUGGUUUGGUUUUAUUUACAUACAUUAAGACAUUUCAAUGACACAGUGACACUUGAAACACACCACAUUUUGUAUUUACCGCAAAACGAUAUCAAACUCUGACAUUUGCAUGUAUGUAUAUUAAUAAAUUAUCGAAAUCGCUAGGUUGAACUUCCAUCUCUACGAAAGAACUUAAGUACCUCUCUCUCACUCUCUCUUUUUGAAAGAACGAAAGAAACAAGUACCCGGCAAAGAUUUGGGUACCAUACCUAUGAGUUAAACGGUUAGCAGAGUUAGCGCAAGAACUCCUACUUACAUACAUACAUAAGUAGUCAUUUGUAAACCAUUUAAAACUUAUAUAUACAUACAUAUAUAUAAAUAUAUAUACAUAUAUACACAUGGAAUAUGUGUGCACACUUACAACCAUGAAACUGCUCAUCUAGGCAAAACUAAACGAAUGAAAAGUAAUCAAACUAAAUAAGUUAAAAAUCUAGUAAAAAAUCGCAAAAUCUCAAACUAACUUUCAUUUUGAAUAGCCGACACAUUGGUACAGAUCUGAUAAGUCAGCUUAAAGACAGCAGAUUUGCUACAGCACUACCAUGCCCCUCUCUCUCUCAUAGAAAAGGAAUUUAUUUUUCAAAUAACCAACCGAAGCUGUAGACUCAAAUCCACAGCUCAAAAAGUUUUUCAUAUUUAAUUUAACUUAUCUUGAAAAAUUAUUAACAAAUGUAAAAAAACUCCGUUUUGGACACGUUGAAAGCUUUAUUGAGAGAUCAGUGUUAUAGCAAAGAGAGGGACUGACGAUAGACCGAGGAAUUUUAGCCGCACCGCGCAUUGAACCAUUUCUCGAAAAUUUUUAUAAAUCUAUAGAAUAUCAAUUUUAUAUUUUAUAUAAAAUUCAAGAUAAAAAAUUCAAAAUCACUGGGAACAUACGCAAAAAUAUCACAAACAAAUGCAAAAAAUAUGAAAAAAAAAUAAAAUAAAUAAA
Messenger RNA from Bactrocera dorsalis (oriental fruit fly), 7465 nucleotides. RefSeq names its product synaptotagmin 1. Lineage: Eukaryota; Metazoa; Arthropoda; Insecta; Diptera; Tephritidae. Gene Ontology annotation, cellular component: dense core granule; axon; synaptic vesicle membrane. Gene Ontology annotation, molecular function: calcium-dependent phospholipid binding; phosphatidylserine binding; calcium ion binding. Bases 995 to 2386 code for a protein of 463 amino acids. The transcript has 13 exons. Gene Ontology annotation, biological process: regulation of dopamine secretion; cellular response to calcium ion; regulation of calcium ion-dependent exocytosis. The record is from RefSeq and is a predicted model, not a curated record.